AAGAAUUUGUGUUCAAAGUUAAUUAAACUUACGAUCUUAGUUUUAGUUUGAAAUUUAUUGAAAGUUCAUCUCAUUAUAUUCAAAUGAAAUUUGUUAUUUUUUUCACCAUCACUUUAAAAUUGUGUUUGCUUUUUAGUUUUAGUUAUAACUAAUUUCCAUUGAUUAGUUUUGUGAUUAACUUGGUGAUUCAGGAUUUAGUUGAUUCUCUAAUCUUUAUAUUUGUUUGUGACUUUUUGUUACUUUAAUUGUAACUGUGAUUUAAUAGUGUUUUCAUCCUUUCGAUUAAUGUUCAGUUGAAUUGUUCUGAAAUGGUGUCUGAAGAAAACUUUUUAAAUGUUGAUCGAGUUGAAAUCGAAAACGUUUAUUUGGAUAAUCGAUUUCGCUGUGAGGAAAAUGGUCUUGAUGAAUUAGUCCCUUUAGAGAAAUCUAAGAAGAAGAAGAAAUCGAAAAAGAAAGUAAAGGAGCAGAAUAAAGGUGAUUUAAUUGGAGGUUUAACCGAUGGUCGAGGUGAGAAUUUAGUUAUAUCAUCAGUUUCUACUGAAAGUCAACAAUCUAACGGAGAUUUGCUGUUGAUUAAGAAAAAGAAGAAAAAGAAAAAUACUAAUGGGAAACAGAAAAAAUUGAUAGAAGGUCAAGAAAAUGAUGAUCGAACUGACCAAAUCGUUGCUCCUUCUAUUCCGAUCAAUCAAUUAUUUCCUAAUGGUGAUUAUCCCAUCGGGGAAAUUAUGGAUUAUCCAAACGUAGAAAGUGAUAAUCGUACAGCGACUGAUCGACUUGGAAGUGCUGAAAAAAAGGCUUUGGAUUCUGCAAAUAUCGACAUGUACAAGGAACUGAGAGAAGCCGCUGAGGCUCAUAGACAAACUCGUAGAUUUAUGCAGCAAUUUAUCAAACCAGGAAUGAAGAUGAUAGAAAUUUGUGAAACAUUAGAGAGCAUCGCUCGAAAGUUGAUAAACGAAAAAGGUCUCGAAGCGGGAAUCGCAUUUCCAACUGGAUGUUCCCUGAAUAAUUGUGCCGCUCAUUACACACCAAACACUGGAGACAAUACAGUGUUCGAAUAUGAUGAUGUCUGUAAAAUCGAUAUUGGUACUCAUAUUAAUGGUCGAAUAAUUGACUCGGCGUUUACAAUGACCUUUAAUCCUAAAUACGAUAAGCUACUCGAAGCAGCUCGAGAGUCGACUAAUACAGGAAUCAAAGCUUCAGGCAUCGAUGUCCGUCUAUGUGAUAUUGGUGAACAAAUUCAGGAAGUGAUGGAAUCAUAUGAAGUUGAACUUGAUGGUAAAACUUUUCAAGUCAAACCGAUUCGCAAUUUGAGUGGACACUCAAUUCAACCUUAUCAUAUUCACGCAGACAAAACCGUUCCAAUUGUAGGAGGAACAGAAUACACGGCGAGAAUGGAGGAAGGUGAAGUUUAUGCAAUCGAAACGUUUGCAAGCACAGGUCGAGGAUAUGCUACUGCCGAUGAGGAGAUUUCUCAUUACAUGAAAAAUUACGAUGUUAUUCAUGCUCCAUUGAGAUCAACCCGGUCCAGGCAACUUCUCAACAUAAUCAAUCGAAACUUUGGUACAUUAAGUUUCUGUCGUCGUUGGUUGGACAGAUUAGGUCAAAGUAAAUAUCUGCUCGCUCUCAACGAUUUAUGUCAAAAAAAUAUUGUAUCUCCUUAUCCUCCUCUUUUCGAUACAAAGAAAAGCUAUUCAGCACAAUACGAACACACCAUCAUUUUAAGGCCAACAUGCAAAGAGAUCGUGAGCCGCGGGCAAGAUUAUUAAACUUGAAAAAAUAUUUUUACGCUUAUUGGAAUUAUCGAAAAGUCAUUAAAACUAAUUUUAUCUCCGUUGAUUACUUUGGUUGUAUAGAAUUGAUUGUAGAUUACUUUGGUUGUAUAUUGUAUAUGCAGAGAAUGAUCAUUUGAUCACAACCUGACCGGUCACUUAUCGACUCCAUAACUCGGUUCUGGCCUCAGGGUCAUAUACUGAUAUCCAUGCCUCAUUCAUGGUGAACAAACACUUGAGAAAUAUGUUAGAGUAUUCGUCAUUGUAGGUCGAUAAACAUGUUCACAGUUUACCAUGUUGUUUUCAGAUCUCGAGUUAACGAGUGAGAAAUGUUACCUACGAUUUUUUUAUACCCACAAGGCCCAUAACUGCAUACAUAUGUACAUGAACCGGCUGCAACUUGACCUGACUCAGGUCAUCACAAUAAAUAUGAUAAAA
This is a messenger RNA of Panonychus citri (citrus red mite), 2207 nucleotides long. Its product is annotated as methionine aminopeptidase 2-like. Gene Ontology annotation, molecular function: metalloaminopeptidase activity. NCBI's taxonomy places the organism in Eukaryota, Metazoa, Arthropoda, Arachnida, Trombidiformes, Tetranychidae. Bases 309 to 1766 code for a protein of 485 amino acids. The record is from RefSeq and is a predicted model, not a curated record. The transcript has 7 exons. Gene Ontology annotation, biological process: proteolysis.